AUGUCGUAUAAUCGUUUAGACGACGAUUAUUACAACGACCGCAUGGACCCCAGGUACCAUCGCACGCCUUCACCGGGCCAGCCGCUUCAACAUGGCUACCAGUUGGAGGACAACCCCUUCAACAACGCCGCUUACCAGCAGGCCCCGCCCCAACACAUCGACGACCCUUACGGUCGUCCCAGUCCUCACCAGCAGCUCGAUGUCCCCACGGGUCCGGCUCGGUAUGGCACACCUAGUGACCAGCUGCAACUCAACGCAGCACACUCUGUUAGCAACUUGAGCGGAUACGAAACACCAGUCAACCACGGCGAAUACGGCGUCAACCCGGAAGCCCAUCACGACGCCUACUACAACCAGCCCUACGAGCCUUCACCGCACGACCCCUCGAUGCCCUAUGACCAGCCGACCGGUUACAGCGAGUACGACGACAAUAGGCCAAUGCUGCCUCAUCAGGACAGCACGGCCACCGAUGGGUACCAGGACAACCCAACACCGCAGCCGGCCGGUGGAAUCAAGAGGUGGAAGACUGUCAAGCAGGUGUUGCUGUACCGUGGGAACCUGGUCCUCGACUGCCCCGUGCCACCAAGACUUCUUAACCAAAUCCCCCACGGCGAGCGCGACGAGUUCACCCACAUGCGCUACUCGGCGGCCACGUGCGACCCCGACUUCUUCUACGAUGACAAUUUCACUCUGCGACAGAAGCUCUUCUCAAAGCCAAGACAUACGGAGCUUUUCAUCGUUGUCACCAUGUACAACGAGGACGAAAUCUUGUUCGCUCGUACAAUGAUUGGUGUUCUCAAGAACGUCGAAUACAUGUGCAGCCGGAAGGAGAGCAAGUCAUGGGGCAAGGAUGCGUGGAAGAAGAUUGUCGUCUGCGUCGUCAGCGACGGUCGUGCCAAGAUUAACCCUAGAACCAGAGCUCUGCUGGCAGGUAUGGGUGUGUAUCAGGAGGGCAUCGCGAAGCAGCAAGUCAACAACAAGGAUGUCACGGCCCACAUCUACGAGUACACCUCGCAGGUCGGAAUGUCAAUCAAGAACGACGUGGUCACCUUGGUCCCUAAGCAGCAGCCUGUUCAGAUGCUGUUCUGCUUGAAGGAAAAGAACCAGAAAAAGAUCAACUCCCACAGAUGGUUCUUCCAGGCUUUCGGCCGUGUCCUCGACCCCAACAUCUGCGUCCUCAUCGAUGCCGGUACCAAGCCUGGCGGCAACUCGAUUUACCACCUGUGGAAGGCGUUCGAUCUUGAACCCAUGUGCGCCGGUGCCUGCGGUGAAAUCAAGGCCAUGUUGGGAACGGGCGGCAAGCACCUCCUUAACCCUUUGGUCGCGACGCAGAACUUCGAGUACAAGAUGAGCAACAUCCUUGACAAGCCUCUGGAAUCCGCCUUUGGUUUCAUUUCAGUGUUGCCUGGCGCCUUUUCGGCCUACCGCUAUGUUGCCCUGCAAAACGACAAGAACGGGCAGGGUCCGUUGGAAAAGUACUUCGCCGGUGAAAAGCUCGAGGGUGCCGGCGCUGGUAUCUUCACGUCCAACAUGUAUCUCGCCGAGGACCGUAUUCUCUGCUUCGAGCUUGUUACCAAGCGCAACUGCCACUGGAUCCUUCAGUACGUCAAGUCUGCUACUGGCGAGACCGACGUGCCGGACACGGUCACGGAACUGGUUCUUCAACGUCGUCGUUGGUUGAACGGUUCUUUCUUCGCCGGCAUCUACGCCAUUGCCCACUUCUACGAGUUCUUCCGCUCCGACCACUCCAUGCUACGGAAGCUGAUGUUCUUUAUCGAAUUCGUCUUCAACACAAUCAACCUGAUCUUCGCCUGGUUCGCCAUUGGUAACUUCUUCCUGGUUUUCAAGAUCCUGACAACAAGUCUGGGUGAGGACAAUUUGCUUGGUAGGACCGGCGAGAUCCUCGGAGUCGUCUUCACAUGGGUUUACGGCAUUGCUCUCAUAACUUGCUUCGUCCUUUCCAUGGGCAAUCGUCCAGCGGGCUCGGGUCCUUACUACAUCACGAUGGUUUACUUCUGGGCCUUUAUUAUGGUGUAUCUGUUGUUUGCAGCCGUGUUUAUUGCCGUCAAGGCCAUCAUCGCCGACGUUAAUGAUGCCAACGGCUUCAACGUCACCGACCUCUUCAAAAACCCCGUGUUUUACACCCUCAUUAUCUCCGUCAUGUCGACAUACGGUAUCUGGCUGAUUGCCUCGCUGCUGAUGUUCGACCCUUGGCACAUGGUUACGUCCUUUGCGCAGUACAUGCUUCUUACGCCCACAUACACCAACAUUCUCAACGUCUACGCGUUCUGCAACACGCACGACAUUUCUUGGGGUACAAAGGGUGACGACAAGGCAGAGACCCUGCCUACUGUCAGUACCAAGGACGGAUCUGGAAAGACGGACCUCCCGGAUGAGGCCGAUCUGAAUGCACAGUACGAACGCGAACUCAAGGUGUUCAGUACCAAGUUCGUGAAGGAGGUCAAGCAACCGACCGAAUCGCAGUUGGCUGAGGCCCAGAUGGACUAUUACCGCGGGGUUCGUUCCGUCACGGUGCUUGCCUGGAUGAUUUCCAACUUCGGUCUCGCCGCUGUCGUCCUCAGUGCCGCUGGUCUGGAGAGAAUAAACCCCUCUGCAGGCACUACCGACGACACUGACGGCCGGGCCAACAUCUACAUGUCAGUCGUGCUCUGGUCCGUCGCUGGGCUGUCGGCGUUCAAGUUUAUCGGUGCGAUGUGGUUCCUCGUGGUGCGCAUGUUCAGAGGUGUCUAG
Colletotrichum higginsianum IMI 349063 is the source of this 2751-nucleotide messenger RNA. RefSeq names its product chitin synthase I. The coding region runs from base 1 to 2751 and encodes 916 amino acids. NCBI's taxonomy places the organism in Eukaryota, Fungi, Ascomycota, Sordariomycetes, Glomerellales, Glomerellaceae. Gene Ontology annotation, molecular function: chitin synthase activity. The transcript has 4 exons. Gene Ontology annotation, cellular component: cell periphery; cell septum. The record is from RefSeq and is a predicted model, not a curated record.